Oryzias latipes (Japanese medaka) is the source of this 1773-nucleotide messenger RNA. RefSeq lists its product as uncharacterized. NCBI's taxonomy places the organism in Eukaryota, Metazoa, Chordata, Actinopteri, Beloniformes, Adrianichthyidae. The record is from RefSeq and is a predicted model, not a curated record.
UUGUUUACAUUCUGUCACUAAUGGACCAAUAUCAACUAUCUAAAUUGAGCAAUAUAUGAGUGGGAACUAAUUUUUGCACCUCUGCACAUGCAGUUUAAGUGUUUCAGAUAAAGUCAAAGACCAAGAGACCGGGGGGUGGGGGUACUGAGAGAGACAGGAAGUAAGACAGCAAGUCUUUUUUUUUCACUUUACUUGAUCAGAAAAGACGCUAGAAAAGCAGCAGAGAAGGAAGCUUUUUAAGAGAAAAAAAAGAAAAGACAUUUUAUUCCUACCUAUGAUUAUGCAACAAACUUAAAACUGUAAAUCUGACAGAAAGCAAAGGAAAACGCCACCAGUCACUUCAUCUGUGCAAUGGAGCAGCUGCAUCACCUCUGCUUCCUUGUUCUGCUCAUCUCUUUGGUUGGUCAAAGACAAACCCAACCGUUGCCUCAGAACAACACUCAUGCUACGACACAAGUAACAACGAGAGAGUCUACUGUUGUGGACGACAGCUCAACUCGGACAACAACCAACGUACCUUUUUCUGAAGUCAACAGUUCCUUGUUGGCACCAACCAAUGCAACUCCCAUGGAGAAUGAUAACUCAACUGAGGGAACGACCUUAGUUCCUACCUCUGAAGGGACCAGCUCAACCCGCAAAAAGGAUGAAGCAUCUCAAUCGGAAGAGACCAGUCCUUCCUCAGCACCAACCGAAGAACCUCCUCCUCCACCUCCUCCUCCUAAGAACAGUUCAAGCUGGGGAUACGUGAUUCUGGUUUUCAUCAUCCUGAUCAUCAUUGCCUUGAGUCUUAUGCUCUUUUUUAUCAGAAGAGCAUCCAGGUCGUACUCAUUUGAUCUGCAUCGUCCAAGUCCUAUGAACAACAGAAAUGAGCCUACUGGGACCUUUGAGGCAGUCUACCUUGACGACUUUGAUCGACCAGACCUUAAAGACCAUAUCACUGAUAACACUUCCUCCCUUCCAGUAGCCAACGGUUCAGGUCCAAAGUCUGAGGAGAACGGUUCUAGUGGAGCAAAUGAUCCUCAGGAACAAGAUGAGGAUAAAAGUGUGGAGAGCAGAUCCGCCAGUGUGAGCAGUCAGACUUUGGCCGACAGCCAGGACGAAAAGAAAGCCAGCCCUCCUGACCAAAACAACCCGUUCAUGGAAGCAGCUGGAGAACAGGAGAACGAAAACAAUAAUAAUCCAUCCACUCACUCCAGUGCUCCUUUCGUUGAAAUAAAUCUGAACGGGCCGGCAUUGUGCGACCAGCUCCUCUCCCCAUCUGAGUCCUCCACCGUCCAACCGUUCUCCAUCUUCUCCACCUCCCCCACCUCCUCCAUCUCCUCGUCUUCUUAGUACUUUUAACUUUAACUGACCCUCAAGAUAAACAAGACGUUUUUCACAAAAAAACUGAAGAUUUGUUUUGCUAUUCCUGAAGCACAAUUGUAAAUUUUAUGUAAAUGAUGUGGAAAUUGUAGAUACACACAAAGAAACACACACCUAUGCACACAAUCAAGCCUGUGAUUAAUGAAUCAAACUUACCCGUCCAUUUCCCUCCGUUUCCCGCUCGAUUUUGAGUGUCUGCCACGCGACAAACUUGUUAUUCCUAUUAACUACGGUCAAAAUGGUGCACUUCCGGACCAAACUACCAAAAUAAACUACCUGGAAAAGGAAAACAGAAAUUCACCAGAACGUAUAGAACUAAGUAUGUAUUUGUAUCACAUUUAACUCAUGAUGUAAGCUUUUCCUGUACUUUUUAUUUUCUAAAUAAAGAGUGAAAGGACGUUUAAAAAAAAG